GAAGCUUUCCUAUUUCAACAUCCCAAAGGAGCUAGAAGACCGAGAGACGCUGUAGUGUGAGUGGAGGGAGGAAAAGGAGGCGGAAUAGCAUCCAGAGGUGGAGGCGGCGUCAGAAGCCACAGAAGAGAUUCCGAUUGGCUCAGCUCCAUUCUCAAAUUGCCGAAAAGGCAUCAAGGUUUGUGGUACCGAGACUUCUGCUCCUGGGAGCUGCUAGGCAGACUGGUUAAGCUGAAACACUUGCUGAGGCUCCAAGAUGACACCAUACAAACUGACUGUGAUUAUCUGUCUCUGCGGAUGUUUGGUGCAGGUCCAUCCUUUUGACUGGACAGACCUAGAUCCAUUUAACCAUAUAAAAUCAACAGAGUGGUAUCAUAAAAUAAAGAACCUAAUGAGUACUACGUUCAACGACAAGCAUCAGAUCCCUAGAGGAAAAGGGAAUUACUCCGUGGGAUGCAUAGACUUGAUGUUCGACUUCAGUGUUAAGGGCAGCUUACUGCGUCUCUAUUAUCCUUCCCGUGAUUCCGAAGAUGAUGUACAUCACAACACUGUAUGGAUCCCCAGUAAAGAAUAUUUUCUAGGUCUUAGUAAAUUUCUUGGACUGCACAAGCUCAUGGGCAAAUUCAUCACCCACUACUUCAGUUCAGUGACAUCUCCUGCAAAUUGGGAUGCCCCUUUGAAGAAUGGAGAAAAAUAUCCACUGAUUAUUUUUUCCCAUGGACUCGGAGCAUUCAGGACAGUUUAUUCUGCUCUUGGAAUUGAUCUGGCAUCUCAUGGGUUUAUAGUUGCUGCUGUAGAACACAGAGAUGAAUCAGCAUCAGCAACUUUUUACUUUGAAGAUGAACUUGCUCUACAAAGAAAUAAUAAGACCUGGCUUCCCUAUAAGCAACUCAGUUCAGAGAUGACGGAAUAUGCCCAACGUCACCAACAGGUACUUCAAAGAGCAGAAGAAUGCUCUAAAGCUCUUAAUUUGAUCCUUGAUAUUAAUGAGGGGAAAGCAGUGGAGAAUGCUUUGAAUUCCUCCUUUAACUUGCAGCAACUAGAGGAUAUGAUUGAUGAAAAUAAAAUAGCAAUAAUGGGACAUUCCUUUGGUGGAGCCACAGCUAUUCAGUCUCUUAGUGAAGACAACAGAUUCCGAUGUGCUAUUGCCCUGGAUGCAUGGAUGAACCCUUUAAGUGAUGAAUUAUACAGUAAAGUUGUCCAGCCAAUCUUCUUUAUCAACUCUGAAAGAUUCCAGACUGCAGAAAAUGUCAUGAAAAUGAGACAAUUCUACUUAGGUGAUAAAGAAACAAAAAUGAUCACAAUCAAGGGCUCAGUCCAUCAGAAUUUUCCUGACUUUACUUUUGUGACUGGUAAAAUACUUGGAUACAUAUUCUCAUUAAAAGGAAAUAUCGAUUCAGAUGUAGCCAUUGGUCUAACAAGCAAAGCUUCAUUAGCUUUCUUGCAAAAGCAUUUAGAUCUUCAGAGAAACUUUGAUCAAUGGGACCCUUUAAUUGAAGGUGAAGAUGUAAACCUCAUGCGAGAUAGCAAUGCUGGCUCAGUUACGUAUCUUUCUGAGUACCUGGAAUAAAGAAAUGUGCAGUGUUGACCAACCUAUUUUUUAAAAAAACUAAAUUGUUUCACCGAGACCAUAGUUUCUUUUUUAACUAUUACCCACAUACUUUUUUUUUAAAAAUAUAGACUAUGCUAUAAAAUAUAGACUAUGCUAUAAUCAUUAAGAUUCAUCUUGAUUAAAGUGGCUGAAGUUUAUUAUGCUUAAAUUCAAAGGAGUUCAGUGUACAAAAUUCAUAGCAGCCUGUAGUUUUAUUACUCUCAUCUUUUGCGGUGUUGAUAUUUAUGAAACAUUAUCAUUUAUUUCUACAUUGUCAGCAUUUUCUUUUCUGAUGAAGGGGGCUAGUUCAAGUGGCAAUUGGGCCCUUCUCAUAGUUCGGCAAAGUGGAAGCAAAGACCCAUCUGAAAAAAUAAUUGGGCUAAUAACAUCUUGUUAUCAGGAGAGAAAAGUAAUAAGGCAUGAGAAUGGAGUUGGUAUUAAAAAUUAGGAGAGAAAAGUAAUAAGGCAUGAGAAUGGAGUUGGUAUUAAAAAUUAUUUUUAUAUCUGUUUCCUUUGAUCCAAGAAAGAAAGGAUUAAGGAAAAAAUGCCAUCCUUAGUAUACUGAUGUCUUUUCAGAUACCCCAAAGUAAUGACCAUUUAAUUUAACAGUACAGAGGAAAAAGAAAGCUAGAUGGGGAAAGGAAGCAACCAAAUAUUGCUAACUACUCCUUUGUAUCAAGGAAAAGAACAAAACUCAUUCCAUUUUCUUAGCAGAGUUCCAUAAUGGAAAAAGCCUUAUCAGGAUAAUUACAAUAUAUACUCAAGAAUUAUAUAUAAGCACAUUUUUCCUAGUUUUCAAUCUUUAGACUAUAUAUAAAAUUAUGUGAUGUGGUAAAAACACAAAUACACCAUAUACAGGAACCAAGAUCUUUGGCAGAAAACUCUUUUCUGAAAUCUUAAAUCACUUUUAUAUCAGUAUUAAUGAUAUUCUGAUUUCAGAUAGGAAGGGCCUAAGAAAAUUGAGGGUGAUAAGGACUAUGGGAAUAUAGAAAAAUACAUAUAUAUAGGAUCAUCAAUAUAGAAAGAAACAUGGACAUUCUAUAGUCCAACCUGCUUCUUUUAAAAUAAAAACCAGAAAACAUACCUAUUGAUUGGGAAUAGCUUAAACAAGUAAUAGUAUAACAUGAAUAAAAUGAAAUAUGAUACUACUACACAAAACAAUGAAUGAUGAAUAAAGAAAAUCAUGAAAAGAUGGAAAACAUAACACAAUAAUGCUCUGAUUACAAUGGAAAAUAACUGAGAUAACUGAGACAGAAUCUCAUGAAAUUUUUAAUAUUCAAGAUUGGACCCCCAAAAGACAUGAAAAGUUAUGUCUUCCCCUCUACCAAUUUUUAAGAAGUGGGAAGCUGAAGGUUUGGAACAUCACAAAAGUCACAAACAAAAGUAUAUGUUGACCUGCUUUUUCUUUUAUGAUGAGAGAUGGUUCCCUGGGAGAGACAGGGAUAUAUAGGGAAAGGUAAAUGAUGAAAACCCUCUUCUUUUUUUCUUCUCAAAAUGAGAUACAGGAGGCAUACAUUUGUCCAAGUAUUAUAUAAUCCAGCUGGCUUUUCUGUCAACUUAUUGUUCUUUGACCACCAAGAGUCAUGAAGCUCAUCAACGUGGACUUUACAUGUUCCAUUUGUUUUCAUAUACUCUGAUUCCAUGUACUUAUUAACACUUAUUCAACUGUUGAAUAAAGCUCAAUUUUGGUACUUUCAACAUUA
Messenger RNA from Sarcophilus harrisii (Tasmanian devil), 3291 nucleotides. RefSeq names its product phospholipase A2 group VII (gene PLA2G7). The coding region runs from base 254 to 1567 and encodes 437 amino acids. Lineage: Eukaryota; Metazoa; Chordata; Mammalia; Dasyuromorphia; Dasyuridae. The transcript has 12 exons. The record is from RefSeq and is a predicted model, not a curated record. Gene Ontology annotation, molecular function: 1-alkyl-2-acetylglycerophosphocholine esterase activity.